UGGAAAAUGUCCAAAACCCAACAACUAGUGUCUCUUCUCAACUCUUGUUCUUCACUAAAACACCUCUUCCAAAUUCAUACUCAAAUCAUAAUCUCUGGAUUAUCUCAACAAAACACUAUCAUCCUCAAAAUUGUCAACUUUUUAUCUUCUCAUACACCCAUAAACUCAUCUUCUUAUGGCAGUCUUGUUAUCAAACAAUCCCACAAUUCAUCUAAUUUAUGGUGGAAUAUACUCAUUAGAAACUAUGCUACAAGCAACAACUAUGAAGAAGCCAUUCGGGUUUUUAUUGAAAUGCGGCGAUUCGGAGUUGGUUCUGAUGAAUUCACGUACCCUUUUCUUUUCAAGGCUUGUUCGUCGUUUUUGGGUUUAAAAGAAGGGAAACAGAUUCACGGUGAUGCUAUCAAGAUUGGUGUUUAUAACAACGUGUAUGUUCAGAAUACUUUGAUUCAUUUCUAUGGAUGUUGUAAGAGAAUUGUGGAUUCAUAUAAGGUGUUUGAUGAAAUGUCGGAGAGAACUGUUGUUUCUUGGAAUUCAAUAAUUUCGGCUUGUGUUGAUUGUUGUUGGUAUUAUGAUGCGGUUGAGGUUUUUCGCGUGAUGAGGAGAUGUGGGGUUCAACCGGAUGAGACGACGAUGGUGGUUUUGCUUUCUGUUUGUGCUGAGUUGGGUGAUUUGAGUUUAGGGAAAUGGAUUCAUUGUCAAGUGAUUGAGCAAGGGAUGUUUAUGAAUUGUCAAUUAGGAACUUCAUUUGUUGACAUGUAUGCUAAAUGUGGAGCAGUGGAUUAUGCUCGUUUGAUCUUCGAUAAGAUCGGUGAAAGAAAUGUGUGGACAUGGAGUGCGAUGAUUCUUGGAUUAGCUCAACAUGGAUUUGCUGCACAAGCCUUGGAACUCUUUUGGAAAAUGAAGGAUUAUUCUCAUGUGAAGCCUAAUAAUGUGUCAUUUCUUGGUGUGCUUUGUGCUUGUAGCCAUGUUGGAAUGGCGGAAGAAGGGCGUCGAUUGUUUCAAGAGAUGGAAAGUGUCUACAUGAUCAAGCCUAUGAUGGCACAUUAUGGUGCCAUGGUAGAUAUCUUGAGUCGUGCUGGUCGUCUUGAAGAAGCGUACAAAUUCAUCGUUGAGAUGCCCAUUGAGGCUGAUGCAGUUAUAUGGAGGACAUUGCUCAGUGCGUGCCAUAUUCAUGAUAUUAGCGACUAUACUGGACUGGGAGAGAAGGUCAGGAGGUGGUUGCUUGGAUUGGAGCCUAAAAGGAGUGGGAAUUUGGUCAUGGUAGCAAACAAGUAUGCUGAAAUUGGAUUAUGGGAGAAGGCAGCAAAACUUAGAAGAGGUAUGAAAGACAGACAACUUAAGAAGUUGGCUGGAGAAAGCCGUGUAUCAGUUUUUUAGAAUCCAUAGAGAUUGUUAUCAAGUUGCUAAGUAGUAAGAAAUUUUCUUGUUCCCGAAAAGACAAUGUUCACACCACAUUAGCAGUGGUUAAACUUUAAGGAGAAUCUACUACAUGCCGAUAAAUAAAUAAAGAAACAACCUGUCUGCUGCAAGAAAAAAUGAAAUCCCAAAACAAUUCAAGAUAGUCAUGAGGACUUUCAGUUCAUCAAGUAGGGAGCUUAUUCAAUAAAUAUAAAAAAAAAAAUCCAACUAAUCGAGAUCAUCAAUAAAUGUGGACUGUAGGCGUCGAGCGGUGGAUUCAAUCCCUCGGAGAGCUGCAUUCUUGCGCUGCUCAAUCUCCUUUACCUUUGCUUGAGCUGCCUCCAACUGGUUGCCAAGUUCUUGCAUCUUGGCUUUUGCAACUUCAUAGGCUUCUUUAUAUUUCAUUUCAUCAUGUUUCAGACGCUCAUCUUCAUGUUCGAUAUGUGCUACGUCUUGCUUUAGAUCCUCAAUUUGCCUCUUCAAAGUUUCAUUUUUCUCCUUGGCCUUCUCCCGUUCUCCUUGAGUAUGACCAAAGUCCUCUGCAACGUCAUUUGCACUAGGUAUAGCAUGGCCCAAUCACGAGAGUGUCAUCUAUAUUAUCAGUUGUGAAGAAGAAUGGAACGUAUGUGGCGUUACCGCCAAAAUGGAUCCUGUGUUGAUAGUACAGGCUCUGGCUUCAUUGAAUGUGAAUGCUCGCUCCUCAGUCCCAGAAUUUACCAUCAUGAUCACUCCCUUGCCAAUUGAUUAUGGCCCUAAAACUGCUCCGUGGGUAUAUCAAAGUGAGGUUGUCGUAGAGACAGCAGCAGCCCAAGGUAUGACCAGGUCCGGGAGAUGCUAUGUCCCAGACGACUUUGCCCAUGCUAUAUUUGGUGCAAAUGAUGUUGAGGAGGAUUUGGUCAUACUCAAGGACAACGGGAGAAGGCUCAGGAGAAAAACGAAACUUUGUUUUGGCAAAUUGAGAAUCUGAACAAAGAGAUAGCACAUAUCGAACAUGAAGUAGAGCAUCCGGAACAUGAUGAAAUGAAAUAUAAAGAAGCCUAUGAAGUUGCAAAAGCCAAGAUGCAAGAACUUAGCAACCAGUUGGAGGCAGCUCAAGCAAAGGUAAGGGAGAUUGAGCAGCGCAAGAAUGCAACUCUCCUAGGGAUUGCAUCCACCACUCGACACCUACAGUCCACAUUUCUUGAUCAUCUCUAUUAGUUGGAUUUUUUAUUAUCAUUGAACAAGCUCCCUACUUGAUGAACUGAAAGUCCUCGUUACUAUCUUGAAUUGUUUUGCGAUUUCAUUUUUCCUUGUAGCAGACAGGUUGUUUCUUUGUUUAGUUAUCGGCAUGAGAUAAAUUCCUAAACAAACACUGUUCCUAAUUCUUCAAUGUGCAAGAUGUUGUUAAGUGUUAUCUUAAUGAGAUUCUAUUGGAAAA
Molecule: messenger RNA, 2815 nt
Organism: Lycium barbarum (goji berry)
Lineage: Eukaryota; Viridiplantae; Streptophyta; Magnoliopsida; Solanales; Solanaceae
Product: pentatricopeptide repeat-containing protein At2g36730
Exons: 1
Coding region: 7-1377 (456 amino acids)
Biological process (GO): RNA modification
Molecular function (GO): RNA binding; protein binding
Source: RefSeq, a predicted model, not a curated record